AUUGGAUCCACGCCAUGCCACGCCAAUUCCCAAGUCCCAACCUACCAUCCACCCACUGUUCCGCACCGCUUCGUUCAUUUGAUUAGUCCCUCUCCUCCCCUUCCCUCUCUCUGUCUGUGAUACCGAUCGAUCGAUCGAGCGAUCAAUCAAUCUCGGAUUCUCUGAUUCAAGACCUCUCGCCUCGCAAUUUGGAAUCUUCCCUCUACCCAUAAUCCUUCCGUCCCCCUUCCCCAAAACCUCUCAAUUCCAUCCUCUCCUUUGCCAGGCUCCUCUUGCUCCCCCUGCUUUCCUCACCACCGAAUCUCUGCUCGCAAGUUUUUCCCUCCUCUGAGAUAGCCAUAAACACAAUCGGUUGUUUUGUGGUUGCUUCUCUACGCGUCUAAGCCGAGCUUCUGUAAACCGUCCUAAUGGGUCACUGCUUGGCUAAGCCUAAGGAUGACAUAGAUGACGCUGACCAUGACGUUGAAUUCUCUGGCGGAAAUGUGCACCUCAUAACAUCAAAGGAAAGUUGGGAGCAGAAGAUGUCUGAAGCAGAAAGAGAUGGAAAAAUAGUGAUUGCCAACUUUAGUGCUACCUGGUGUGGCCCUUGUAAAAUGAUUGCUCCCUUCUACAUUCAGCUAUCUGAGAAACAUACGAGGAUGAUGUUUCUGACAGUUGAUGUCGAUGAACUCAUCGAGUUCAGUACGUCAUGGGAUAUUAAAGCAACGCCAACCUUCUUCUUCCUAAAACAUGGACAACAGAUUGACAAACUUGUUGGGGCCAACAAACCGGAGCUACAGAAGAAGAUGGUUGCAAUUCUAGAUUUGGAAGUGCCACGCCAAACAUAGUUUGGAGCUUGUUCUUAGACUCUUAGUAGAUGCUUCCAUCCAUGUACCUGAUUGUAAAUGUACACUUGUAGAUUAAUUAGGUCUUUUUUUUUUUUUUUUUGUGUGUGUUAAGUGUAUGGAGGAUGCGGGAUGGGAUGGGAUGGGAUUGGAUAUCUUGAGUUGGAUGCUGUGACUAAUGAGGCUAGCCAGACAGAUUGAUUUUUAUUACAAUAAAUCAGGUGUGAUGGAUGGUUGAAUCGGUUGUAAAACAUGUAAUGACGUAAGAAAUCAGGUGUCAUGGUCGAAUCGGUUGUAAACAUGCAA
Molecule: messenger RNA, 1130 nt
Organism: Andrographis paniculata
Lineage: Eukaryota; Viridiplantae; Streptophyta; Magnoliopsida; Lamiales; Acanthaceae
Product: thioredoxin H9-like
Exons: 5
Coding region: 408-827 (139 amino acids)
Source: RefSeq, a predicted model, not a curated record